Messenger RNA from Exophiala aquamarina CBS 119918, 756 nucleotides. RefSeq lists its product as uncharacterized. Gene Ontology annotation, molecular function: oxidoreductase activity. Bases 1 to 756 code for a protein of 251 amino acids. The record is from RefSeq and is a predicted model, not a curated record. The transcript has 3 exons. NCBI's taxonomy places the organism in Eukaryota, Fungi, Ascomycota, Eurotiomycetes, Chaetothyriales, Herpotrichiellaceae.
AUGACACUCUAUGAUGACUUCCCACACGUACAUGACACGACUGGAGCUUUCUCACACGAUGCAGCACCAUUUUUGCCUUGGCAUCGGUAUUUCGUUCACCUAUACGAACGCACGCUGCGCGAAGAUUGUGGAUACAAAGGCGUCAUGACUUACUGGGACUGGACAUUGGAUUGGGAGCAUCCUACAGCCGCGCCGGUAUGGGACCCUGUCCACGGCUUUGGGGGAGACAGCAGCCCACACAGCAGACCCAGCGAGGAGGUCAUUGUCGGCCAGGAUAGAUGUGUUAUAGAUGGACCAUUCGCGGGGCUUCAGGUACACUGGUUUGGCGAGCACGACAACCCACACUGCUUGUCUCGUGGCUUCCUUGACAAGACCAAUUUCGAUAGUAUCGGCUAUCGAUUUAGCCCCGACGCCGUUGAACAGAUUCUAGGCCGCAAGGAUUACCACGACUUCCAACAAGAUCUCGAAGACGGUCCUCAUCUUGCCAUUCCGCAUGGCGUUGGAGGCGACUUUUUCUUUACCGUGGCACCAUAUGACCCUGUUUUCAUUCUGCAUCACACCCAGCUCGACCGCCUCUGGUGGCGAUGGCAACAAAUUCGUCCAUCAAAUGGGAUGGCAUACAGCGGCCCUGCUAGUCAUGGGUCUGAGGAUGCUGCAUCACUAGAUGAUAUGCUGCCAAUGAGUAAUCUUGCUGAGAGUAUUAAGGUUCGCGAACUAAUGAGCACGGAAUCUGAUAUGUUGUGUUAUCGAUAUUGA